Chelmon rostratus (copperband butterflyfish) is the source of this 2716-nucleotide messenger RNA. It is a transcript of the gene fignl1, whose product is annotated as fidgetin-like 1. Lineage: Eukaryota; Metazoa; Chordata; Actinopteri; Chaetodontiformes; Chaetodontidae. Gene Ontology annotation, molecular function: microtubule severing ATPase activity; ATP hydrolysis activity; ATP binding. The transcript is spliced from 2 exons. Bases 147 to 2093 code for a protein of 648 amino acids. The record is from RefSeq and is a predicted model, not a curated record.
GGAGGCGGGAACGAUCUCACGGCGAGUUUAAGUGGAGCAGUUUCCAGCAACUAAACUUACCAAAGCUUGUGUUUGUUGUGUAGCGCCUAUUUAUUUAUGUCAGACUAUCUUAAGGAGAUAUCACUGAUAACUGGAGCAGGCCAGGCAUGAGUGGCGCACACCUGGACGAAUGGCAGAGGAGGUCCUUUGACAUUUCAUCUGGCAACUGUACACCUGAACAGACGGCCGAUGCCUACCGGGCCCACAUCCUCUCCAUUCAGUAUGCAUGGGCAAGCUCCCAGCUCUCUCAGGCCGGCAUGGCCAGCCUGCUCAGGACCUACUCGGAGCGCUAUGCCGCAGUGCUGGACUCGGAUGACCCCCGCACCGGGCUUAACAACUAUGCAGAGAGCGCACUGCAUUUGGCCCGCAGUCAGAGGAACUACAGUGACAAAUGGGAGUCGUCCCUGACCAUGGACAGUGUGGUGGAGCUGCCCUGCGUGCAGAAGAUGAUUCAGGCAGGGACAGGGGGAGGGGCCUCCCUGGUGGCACCAGGAGAUGCUGACAUAUCUGUGGGGCAAGAGAACAGAGGCAGCUCCCUGACUGCACCCUUUACCGGUGUCAGGUCAGAGGCUGCAUUAUUCAAACCCGUAGGACCACCAGCGCCUAAAACAGAGGUUGACAACACUGCCAGUAACCCUGUUACUAAUACUAUGUCGGAUCGGCCAAGAGGCUCUGAGGGGAUCUCAGGUAAUCAAAACUCAUUCUCCCGACCUCCAGCCCGACCACAGGCUGUGUUUAGUCACCCCUCUUCAGUUCCUUCACAGGGAAACCCUGGCCCUGCAGGGGGCAUGCAAAACUAUCAGUCCUCCUUCUUCUCAACUGCCAACCCAUCUAAGCGGAAGAAUUUUUAUAACUCAGAUGGAGGGGAUGGAGGCAGGGGGCAACACGGAGGUCAAGCAGGCACUGACCAGCGAGCUGGGAGCAACUUCAAAUCGGCUCGCGAGCAGUUCAUUGUUGAUCAACAGAAAAAACAUUCCCAUCAGCCCCAGAGAGGUCAGGCUGCUGGGAUGGCACCAACUGUGAAGAAAUCUCUGGGUGCCAACAGGCCUCGAGGUGCAUUUUCUAAAUUUGUGUCACCUAUUCCACGACAGGAGGAGGAAGAAGGUGGGACAAGCCAUAAUUCCAAUCAGGAACCUCAAAUCCUGGAUGAGCGUCUGAAAAACAUCGAGCCAAAGAUAAUUGAGCUGAUCAUGAGUGAGAUCAUGGACCACGGCCCCCCUGUUGCCUGGGAUGACAUAGCAGGCCUGGAGUUUGCCAAGACCACCAUAAAGGAGAUUGUGGUUUGGCCCAUGCUGCGACCUGACAUCUUUACUGGUCUCCGUGGUCCACCCAAAGGCAUCCUGCUGUUUGGACCUCCAGGGACUGGAAAAACUCUGAUAGGAAAGUGCAUAGCUUGCCAGUCAGGUGCCACCUUCUUUAGCAUCAGUGCGUCAUCGCUCACAUCCAAGUGGGUGGGUGAAGGAGAAAAAAUGGUGCGAGCUCUGUUCGCCAUUGCCCGCUGCCACCAGCCUGCUGUCAUUUUCAUUGAUGAAAUUGACUCGCUGUUGUCCCAGCGGACGGACGGGGAGCACGACUCAUCACGUAGGAUAAAGACAGAGUUCUUGGUUCAGCUGGACGGGGCGGCAACGGCAGCGGAGGACCGCAUCCUGGUGGUGGGCGCCACCAACCGGCCUCAAGAGAUAGACGAGGCUGCCCGACGACGCUUGGCAAAGAGGUUAUACAUCCCCCUCCCUGAGGCAGCCGCCCGACGGCAGAUAGUGACUAACCUCAUGGCUCGAGAGAAGAACCAGCUGAGAGAGCAGGAGCUGGAGAGCGUCGUAACAGCCGCCGAGGGCUUCUCGGGGGCUGACAUGACUCAGCUGUGUCGAGAGGCAGCGCUGGGGCCCAUCCGCAGCAUCCAGCUCUGUGACAUCGCCACUAUCACUGCAGAUCAGGUGCGACCAAUCCUGUACAGUGACUUCCAGGAGGCCCUGAAGACGGUACGACCCAGCGUCUCAUCGAAAGACUUGGAGCUGUAUGAAGAGUGGAAUAAGACAUUUGGAUGUGGACGUUAAACGUGGCUCCUCAUCCUGAUUAUCCUCCACCUCUACUAAAGUUAGGGAUGUUAUUUUGAACAGAGUUGAGAUAAACAUUUAAGCUCCGGAGAAAAAUAUUGAUCUUAAAUAUUGUCAACAAAAUAGCAAGAGCACCUCACACUGCCUAAAAACACGAGCUUACAGUUGGACAGCUCUGUUAGAGUCUUGACAGAAAGCUUCAGAAAGAUUGUUUUCUAAAUGUAGAGCUAUGUGUUAAAUUGCAUUAUACGGAGCAGGUGUUUCUGUUAUUUUGUCUCGCACCUGUGUGUCCAAGGGGCACACAGGUGAAGGGUUCAGGUCUUAAAUUUACUGUUCCUUUGUGGUUUGGUGUAAGCAUUAGACACCAUGUUAAGCACAUGAACUGUGUUUUAAUUUCUUCAUUGUGGUGAAUAUCUUUUUUUGAAUAUUUUGAUGUUCAGCAUAUGUAUCAUUCCCAAAGACAUUCUCACCGGUAUCACACACAGUUUGUUAAGACUUAACUUUUGCCAUUGCUGUAAUUUGUUUCAGUUGAAUUCAUUGCUAAAAUUGUAUGUUUUCCUAAUAAAAUGUAUUUUGCCAUGAUCUACAGUUUGUUUACGUAUCAGAAUUGGAAUAAAUCAACA